Messenger RNA from Morone saxatilis (striped sea-bass), 2331 nucleotides. RefSeq names its product chromobox protein homolog 2-like. The annotation marks the transcript as partial. The transcript has a single exon. Gene Ontology annotation, biological process: negative regulation of transcription by RNA polymerase II. Gene Ontology annotation, cellular component: heterochromatin; PRC1 complex. Lineage: Eukaryota; Metazoa; Chordata; Actinopteri; Moronidae. The record is from RefSeq and is a predicted model, not a curated record.
CCUCCUCUUCCUCCUCUUCCUCCUCUUCCUCCACGCCACCACCAGGUGCUCAGACCGCCCAGAGAGGAGCCUCGACCCGGCGUGAAGAAGCCUCUGCAGCCGGCCAGCUUCACCUACACCGGACUGAGCAGGACCUCCAGAGACGAGUCCCACACCGCCGCCAGCUCCUUCUCCCAGACCGCCGCCUCCAAAUCCGGAUCCCUCAGCUGCGUGUGGACCAGCCGCUCCAUGUCCCCGUCCUCCUCCUACAGCAGAACCAGUCCGUCCCCGCAGAGCAAGAACUCUCUGUCCGAGCUGAAGACGGGCGGCGGCAGAGGAGACGUCUUCAAGGCGUCUCCUCUGAAACAAGGCGGAGGUUCGGGGUCGGCGGGUCUCCACGGCGGCUUCGGCGGAGGGCAGGCGGUCCAGCGUUCGCCGCUGGGCCAGAGGAGGCAGGAGGGCGCCGGAGGUCCGACCGGGUCGCUUCAGCACAAGCAGCAGAACUCCUCGCCGACGCCUCGAGACCGAGCCAACCAGGCGCUCAGCCUCCGAGCCCUCAACCUGCAGAGCGUCAGCAGGCCGGCGGUGGGCGGCGGCCAUCAGAGCAACAACGCCGGCGCUGCGGCGUCCAGGUCGAGCUUACGGAGCGGCGCCGCGGUGAAAGACACUCGAACGACGGCUGGCGGGCCGCGCUCUGCUCUGGCCACAGGCGGCGGUGCAGAGCAGGUGAGGUUGGCGGACAAAAAGCUGGCAGGAAGCGGCUCCGGCCGGGGGAACGGCGGCGGGAGGCACGAGGAGAGGAAACAGAACCGGAGUCUGAACGAGCUCAGCACCGGAGACUCCGACGAGACCAGCAGCAGCGAGUCGGAGCACGACGCCUUCCCGUACCCCAACGACAGCCGGCCCAGCCUCGCCAACGACGCCACCGAGUCCGACACGGAAACAGACUGGCGGCCGGCCCGGAGCCUCCUGGAGCACGUGUUCGUCACCGACGUCACGGCCAACUUCAUCACGGUGACGGUGAAGGAGUCGCCGACCAGCGUGGGAUUCUUCAACUCGCGGAAUCACUGAAGGACGCUUCAUACGACGGCUCAGGGUUCCCUCGCCGCUCGUCCACGCUCAACGCCGGGAAACCGUUUCUGUGGUUUCAGUCGGAGACACUGAAACUAAACUCCUGAAGUCUGAACCCCGUUUACAGCCGAUAUAUCGGAGCGCAGUCUGUGUCCGCAGGAGGGAACGGUUCCCAUCGGUUCCCAUCGGUUCCCUCAAAUUGUUCCCUUUUCUCUUUGUCACCUAAACCUGCAGAUCUGCUGCGUCCAGCUUCCCCUCAACGUUAACAUAAUCAAUAAUCAACGGAUCAAACGUCUAAUCAGCUGUUUAAUUUGGAGCUUUAGGACUAAGACUGAAAACUCAGUAGUUUUAAGGCUCCGUUCCAUUUAGUGUGUCCGAUCAAUAAUCGGUUCCCUCCAGGCUGCAACGACACCAGACGCUCACUGACCAUUGAUUCUCACAUUUAAUGAAUUAUACAAAACAAAUCAACUAUUUUUAUCAUUUUCACUUUCUGUCUUUAUACAAAGAAACAUGAAACAGUUUCAGUAGGUGUCACCUGUGUUUACCGAUUAUACCUAAAAAUAGCUGCUGUGAAAAAGGACCACAGACAGAAUAGUUUGAGUUCGGCUGGACGUCGUUUGUUCUCUCUCUUAAACUUAAUUCCACUUUGUAGGUUGUUUGUUUUUGCUCGCCGCCUCUCUCCGUUCACAGACUGCGCUCCGUUAGCGGUGUAAGUCGAGCUCUGAACCAGAUGCAGACCACCACCUCUCCAGUGCCUCGGGUUCUUCCAGAGACGGUCGCCGCCUCCGCUCAGCUGCUCGUGGUGAUUCGUUUGAGUCGUCGUGUUUCCAAACUGAACGUGUUGCUUUCUCCAGAGCAGCAUGUUUCAAAAAACAACAAAAGAAGUGAAUCCGUCUGUCGGUGAAUUUGAUCCACACGAUCCCCUCGGGGGCUUUGUACUCGUCUUUCAGUUCUCUUUGGACCAAAGUGUUAAUGAAUGUGAAUGAUCUGGUUUUAUUUUAUUGACAGUAUUCUUGCACUACGCACAUUGUAAGCUUCUCAUCUCAGAACAGACUUUCCAUCACCUAUAUUUACCAGUUUUAUACCAUUUUAAUACGUUUUGCCGUCUCAGUGUCUUUUGGAGUUGAAAUAUGUGUUAAUUUAUAUUUGUAAAUAUGUUUUUCCAUGUGAUAUCUAAUAUGUAUCUGGUGCUCAUACUGGCUGACCAGCUUCAGACACUGUAGCCUGUGUGCCUCUCUGCCAUUAUGAAGGGAUUUGAAAUAAACCAGAAGUACGAACCUG